Molecule: messenger RNA, 1650 nt
Organism: Zasmidium cellare ATCC 36951
Lineage: Eukaryota; Fungi; Ascomycota; Dothideomycetes; Mycosphaerellales; Mycosphaerellaceae
Exons: 3
Coding region: 1-1650 (549 amino acids)
Biological process (GO): karyogamy involved in conjugation with cellular fusion; nuclear membrane fusion involved in karyogamy
Cellular component (GO): endoplasmic reticulum membrane
Source: RefSeq, a predicted model, not a curated record
AUGUCGUUUGCAGUCUUCGUCAGUCAGAUUCUGUUGGCUUGCACUUUGGUGCUUUCUCUCCAGCAGGGCACCCAGGUUCAUGCGGGCUGGCUCUCCAGCGCCCCUACGGUUCCAGAACUGGGUAUCGAACCGAACGUGACUCUCACGGGAUACAUCGCUGAGGUGCAGGCUACGCUCCAGAGUCUGGAGUCAAAGCCUGCAUGCAGUCGCCUCGCCCACAAGACCCUACUCAACGCAUGCGGAGCAUACGACAGAAACAGCAACCAGGCCUUUAGGAGCACCGAUGAGGCUGUCAAGACCUUUCGAGACGUCUUCGCCAUCCAGAUGACGGCAUGCGAGAUGGACGAAGCACAGCAAGAGAUGCCUGCAACUUGCCAACCACUCCUCCAACCACUUGCUCAAGACCCGCGUCCCUACAUCUCGGAUUGUCUGAGCUCUCUCCAUGACUCAAUCAACCCCUGGACUUCGUAUGUGCACAACAAGGACUCCGGGGAUGUCAUGUGCUUUGCAAUGCGGGCCGAGAUGGACAAGGAUGAACAACUGGACAACUUCCGCAAGAUGAUUGCCGCGCUGCAGAAUAUCGGAUAUGUCAUUCAAGAUCAUGGCAUGACUAUCGACCAGAUCCUGCAACUCUCCAAGGGACUACAGACUCAAGUUCGUGAAAGUUUCAUCUUACUACAGCACGAGACCGAGCAGUACCACGCCAGCAUCAAGCAGUCGUUCAGUGAAGUGGCAAAGGACAUGUCACUCAUGGGCCAAGGCGUCCACUCACUGCUCAACUCAGUGGGUCAGGUCGACCAAGGACUUCAGCAGCACCUGGUCCAAGUUAAAAAGAUCUUCGAACGCAUGGUAUCCCUUGGGACCAACGUCGAAACUUACAGCACUGGCGUGGCCAUCGCUCGUGAAGAGUUUGGCGAGCUUCAAGCCAGGGUGCAGUUGCAGUAUCAGCAGAUGCUCGAAGAUGUCUUUAAGAGGGUCUACGAGCUUACUGCAGACGUUACACGCGCAAACGAGGGUGUUGCCUCUCUGGCCGGCCUCGUCGCUUCCAUCAACACUGGCAUGGACAGCACGUUCUUUGCACUGCAAGGAAUCAGCAUCGCUGCCGAUGGAGUUCAGUACAAGAUGGGGGACAUACAUACGCAGCUCGAUGAAAUGGCACUCCAAGCUAAUGACACCCAGGAGACGAUGCUGCUCUUCAACGAGCAGGUGGAAAAGAUCCACUCUUGGGCCACGAUUGGGAGUGGUUUGCUUGAGGGGUUCAUAUCGACCACGAAAUGUGUCUCAGAUUUUGGCUUGUACUAUGCGACGGCUACUGGUCUAGUGAUGCUUUGCUUGUCGUGUCUCGGCAUCAAGCUGCGCUACGCCAUGAUCGUCUCAGCUCUACUGGGAUUCACCGUUGCACAUAUAUUUCUUUUGCCCCUGGUCUCGUUGAUCAAGACAAACCCUACCGCCGACACGGUGUUCGAGGAAGGAGUGGAUGUGCGAUGGCAAUUCCUUCUCUACGGCGCCUGCUUUUGCAUGCUCGUUGGCGCUGUCAUCAAGACGGUCUUCGACCAGCUCAUAGAGCGCCACCGGCCGAAAGACCGCGACAUCGAGUACGACCCAGCGAGCCCAUCUUAUCUCCCGUCCACCGAAAAGUACAGAAUUUGA